Messenger RNA from Penicillium manginii, 234 nucleotides. RefSeq lists its product as uncharacterized. The record is from RefSeq and is a predicted model, not a curated record. NCBI's taxonomy places the organism in Eukaryota, Fungi, Ascomycota, Eurotiomycetes, Eurotiales, Aspergillaceae. The coding region runs from base 1 to 234 and encodes 77 amino acids. The transcript has a single exon.
AUGACGACCUCGAAGGAAAUCGACGCUUCAGAAUCCGGCCUAGGAAAGGAAGUCGUAGAUAGCCGUAUUGAAUAUGCAAACUCCCUCAAAAUUGCAGAUGUGAAAGGUGACUACUCUGGUGCGACAGCUAAGACUGAUGCUAGGGAGAUUACUCUUCCAACCCAUCCCUCCGUGACACCGGGUCACCUACGUAUCCAUUCUCGAUAUAGUAUCGUGAACCCCUUCCCUGGGUAG